UAUCACCCAAGCGGAUACUACGAAGACGACGACCCGAUGGCCAUGUACAACCUACUUCAAGCCCGUGGCGGACGACCAGGAGCUAUGAAGCGUUUCGAUGAAUACUAUCGCUGCUACCCAACCGUCAUGCUGCCCGGUCCAGAGCGGGAGCACCUCAACUUCGGCGGAAAGAUCAUCAUGCCGCCGUCAGCUCUUGAGAAGCUCACACGGCUGCAUAUCACGUAUCCGAUGCUGUUUGAGCUGAUCAACGGGGCAGCGGACAAGGUCUCUCAUGCUGGUGUGUUGGAGUUUGUGGCUGAGGAAGGAAAGGUGUAUUUACCGCACUGGAUGAUGAAAACCCUAGAUCUAGACACAGGCGACCUAAUCCAAAUAAAAUCCACCGACCUCCCCUCCGCCUCCCUCGUCAAGCUCCAACCGCAAAACACGGCCUUCCUCGACAUCUCGGACCCGAAAGCAGUGCUCGAAAAGGCAUUUCGGGACUUCGCCACUGUCACCAAAGGCGACAUCUUCUCGUUCUCCUACAACGACACGGUCUACGAUGUCGCCGUGCUAGAAGUAAAACCCACGAGCGACAAAAUGGGUGUCAGCAUGCUGGAGACGGACGUCGAGGUUGAUUUCGCCGCGCCCGUGGGGUACGUGGAGCCUACGCGGGGAAGCGGGACGAGCACGCCGCGGAAUGGACCUGGGCUACCGGCGGGUGGUAUGUUGCAUAGUCAAGGCACGAUGGCACAGGCUAUCAAUUACUCAGAUAUCGCGCCGUCGGCUGCCACGGCUGCCACAGGCGCUAGAGCAUCGACCUCGAACUUCUUGCUCGGAGGCCAGAAACUGAAUUCCAAGAAAGCAUCUACGCCGAAAGCUUCGACUCCUGUGGCGGGCGCCAGUACGAAUAAAGCUCCAGAGAGUGCAAGUACUGUGGUGAGGAGAACGAAUGGACCCCAGCCCCUGCGCUUAGCGCCUAAUAAGCUCUUCUUUGGGUAUGAGAUUAAACCGCUGAAAACGGCGGCUGAUAAGGAGAAAGAGAACGCGGAUGCAGCGCAGCCGCAUUUUGCGGGGCAGGGGCAAACUCUUAGAGGUGGCGUCAAGCGGAAAGGAGAGAGCGAGAAGGGGAAGGAAAAGGAAAAGGAGGAUGUUAUCAAGGUGGAAAAAAAACCGGAUGUGGGAAGGAGACUUGAUGGGAGGAAGAUUUGA
Messenger RNA from Lachnellula hyalina, 1188 nucleotides. RefSeq names its product Ubiquitin fusion degradation protein (gene ufd1). The annotation marks the transcript as partial. The record is from RefSeq and is a predicted model, not a curated record. The transcript has 2 exons. NCBI's taxonomy places the organism in Eukaryota, Fungi, Ascomycota, Leotiomycetes, Helotiales, Lachnaceae. Gene Ontology annotation, molecular function: polyubiquitin modification-dependent protein binding. Gene Ontology annotation, cellular component: VCP-NPL4-UFD1 AAA ATPase complex.